Messenger RNA from Cyprinus carpio (common carp), 1546 nucleotides. RefSeq lists its product as uncharacterized. The record is from RefSeq and is a predicted model, not a curated record. NCBI's taxonomy places the organism in Eukaryota, Metazoa, Chordata, Actinopteri, Cypriniformes, Cyprinidae.
UUCACAGACGCGCGCGCACGUUCUGGCGCGUGGAGAAGUUCAGCUCUGACUGAAUGUAACGCCGUGUGUUAUUUCUUUACAGACCACGAAGCUACAAAUUCCCGUUCGUUUUUAAAAUAGGCUAUAAUUGGUUAAAUAUCUUCAGAAACGCACGGGAACGCUCCUAGGGCAACGUUUUAGGAAAUUCGUUUUACUUAAGGGAUUUUUUAUUUUAUUUUCCAGACACGUUAAGUGAUGUCUCAGUCAAAGAAAAUCUUUUAUGCAUUUGUUUGGUUCUGCUUGCAUUUUGAAGGUCGGAUGGGUGUGUUUGGUGUUGAGACAGGUGAAAUUAAAACAGCAGUAGAGGGAGAUUCUGUCACUCUACAAACUGAGAAACAGAGAGAUGAAGAACUGUUUUGGAUGUUUGGACCUCAAAAGGUUCUCAUUGCUCAAGUCAAAAAGGAGGAUGGAGUCUUCAAAGUUCAUGACGGAGCUGAUGGGAGGUUCAAAGACAGACUGGUGCUGAACUAUAACACUGGAUCGCUGACCAUUAAAAACAUCAGACCUGAACAUGCUGGACUCUAUAAACUAGAGAUAUUAAGUGAUACACCCUCACACAAAACAUUCACAGUGUCUGUCUAUGCUCUUCUUCCCAUUCCUGUCAUCACCAGAGACUCUUCACAAUGUUCUUCAUCCUCAUCAUCAUCAUAUUGUUCACUGGUGUGUUCAGUGGUGAAUGUGGGUAAUGUGACUCUCUCCUGGUACAAAGGAAACAGUUUAUUGUCCAGCAUGAGUGUGUCUGAUCUCAGCAUCAGUCUCUCUCUACCUCUGGAGGUGGAAUAUCAGGAUAAUAACACCUACAGCUGUGUGAUCAACAAUCUCAUCAGAAACCAGACCACACAUCUGGACAUUAGUGAACUUUGUUGGCCAUGUCCAGCUCCUCUGCCGAUUCCUGUCAUCACCAGGGACUCUCCAACUUGUUCUUUAUCUUCAUCACAGCAGAAUUGUUCAUUGCUGUGUUCAGUGGUGAAUGUGAGUCACGUGACUCUUUCCUGGUACAAAGGAAACAGUUUAUUCUCCACCACUAGAGCAUCUGAUCUCAGCAUCAGUCUCUCUCUACCUCUGGAGGUGGAAUAUCAGGUGGAAUAUAAAAACACCUACAGCUGUGUGAUUAACAAUCCCAUCAGCAACCAGACUCAACAUCCGGACAUCGAUCAGCUCUGUCAGCCAUGUUCAGGCCCUGUCCACUGCUGUGGUUUUACUGAAACUGUGAUCCGAUUGGCUGGCUCUGUUCUGGUGGGCGUGGCUACUGUUGCUGUGCUGGUUUAUGACAUUAGAUCAAGAAGAUCCUAUCCGAAGACGAGAGAGCAGACACCGCAUGCAGAUGAAUAUGAUGAUGUUGCAUCAAUUCACUAGGGGGCGAUAAUGUUACUCUGUUCUUUAUUCUUUUUAGGAAUAUAAAUAAGGAAUAUUCCAGGUUAAAUGCAUCUAAAAAUCACUUGACAGCUUGCAUGCUGUCAAUCAUACAUACAGAAUAAUAAAAUCGACAGUAAUCAAAACAUGAAAA